This is a messenger RNA of Emiliania huxleyi CCMP1516, 1599 nucleotides long. RefSeq lists its product as hypothetical. Gene Ontology annotation, cellular component: membrane. The transcript has 7 exons. Lineage: Eukaryota; Haptophyta; Isochrysidales; Noelaerhabdaceae. The record is from RefSeq and is a predicted model, not a curated record. Gene Ontology annotation, biological process: transmembrane transport. Bases 53 to 1582 code for a protein of 509 amino acids.
GCGAUCGUCUGCGACGACUUCUUCGCCGAGGCGAUCGAGGAGGUCUGAAGAGAUGCCCGAGGGACGUCGCCGGCGCAACCCUCAUGGCGGUCAACAUCCCGGGCAUCGUGAUGGGCACCAUCGUGCUCUCCUCCGGCACCUCCGUCCCCGACUCGCUCUCCUCCAUCGUCGUCGCGCGCAAGGGCGAGGGCGACAUGGCCAUCGCCAUCGCAAACGUGCUCGGCGUCCAACACCCUCGCCAUCACCAAGUACCCGGUGCUGUGCGACUUCUCCUUCUGCAUCCUCUCCGUCAUCCUCCUCUUCUUCCUCUUCUUCGUCGCUCUCGACCAGAAGAUCGUCCGGCACGAGUUCCAGGUUGCCGCGUCCAGUCCACGCGCGUCGGCUGCAUCCUCAACAUCCCGGGCAUCGUGAUGUGCACCAUCGUGCUCUCCUCCGGCACCUCCGUCCCCGACUCGCUCUCCUCCAUCGUCGUCGCGCGCAAGGGCGAGGGCGACAUGGCCAUCGCCAUCGCAAACGUGCUCGGCGUCCAACACCCUCGCCAUCACCAAGUACCCGGUGCUGUGCGACUUCUCCUUCUGCAUCCUCUCCGUCAUCCUCCUCUUCUUCCUCUUCUUCGUCGCUCUCGACCAGAAGAUCGUCCGGCACGAGUUCCAGGUUGCCGCGUCCAGUCCACGCGCGUCGGCUGCAUCCUCAACAUCCCGGGCAUCGUGAUGUGCACCAUCGUGCUCUCCUCCGGCACCUCCGUCCCCGACUCGCUCUCCUCCAUCGUCGUCGCGCGCAAGGGCGAGGGCGACAUGGCCAUCGCCAUCGCAAACGUGCUCGGCGUCCAACACCCUCGCCAUCACCAAGUUCCCGGUGCUGUGCGACUUCUCCUUCUGCAUCCUCUCCGUCAUCUUCCUCUUCUUCCUCCUCCUCUUCGCUCUCGACCAGAAGAUCGUCCGGCACGAGUUCCAGGUUGCCGCGUCCAGUCCACGCGCGUCGGCUGCAUCCUCAACAUCCCGGGCAUCGUGAUGUGCACCAUCGUGCUCUCCUCCGGCACCUCCGUCCCCGACUCGCUCUCUCCUCCAUCGUCGUCGCGCGCAAGGGCGAGGGCGACAUGGCCAUCGCCAUCGCAAACGUGCUCGGCGUCCAACACCCUCGCCAUCACCAAGUUCCCGGUGCUGUGCGACUUCUCCUUCUGCAUCCUCUCCGUCAUCCUCCUCUUCUUCCUCCUCCUCUUCGCUCUCGACCAGAAGAUCGUCCGGCACGAGUUCCAGGUUGCCGCGUCCAGUCCACGCGCGUCGGCUGCAUCCUCAACAUCCCGGGCAUCGUGAUGGGCACCAUCGUGUUUUCCUCCGGCACCUCCGUCCCCGACUCGCUUUCCUCCAUGGUCGUCGCGCGCAAGGGCGAGGGCGACAUGGCCAUCGCCAUCGCAAACGUGCUCGGCGUCCAACACCCUCGCCAUCACCAAGUUCCCGGUGCUGUGCGACUUCUCCUUCUGCAUCCUCUCCGUCAUCUUCCUCUUCUUCCUCCUCCUCUUCGCUCUCGACCAGAAGAUCGUACGGUGUUGUUCCAGACUAAGUCCCUCCUCCUCGUCGUAUAAGUGCAUCGGCAAGCUCC